GAAUAAGUUGUUGGCCUUAAUUUAUUUAUGAAAAAACAGAAAACAAAAACAUAACCGAAACAGGAGCAAAGGCGUUUCCCUUACAAAUUCCGAGGUUUGUUUGAAAGGGGAAUUGAAUCAGAUGGUUGGAAUGUUUGAGAACAAUUAGUUAUUCUAAAUCAAUACAGCGGAUGGAGAGACUGAAGACUUUUCCAAACAAAAAAUUUAACUUUAAUGAUAAUGAUAAUGUGCUGAUACAAUUUCCUGCUCGAAGCAGUUUUAUCUGCAUCGCUUGCAUUUUCAGCUCCUGUAUACUUCUCUACAGCAUUGCCGAUUCGCUCCGGUUCCUCCCUGUCUCUGUCUCCAGUUCUUCCUCUGCUUUCCCUUCCAUUUUCCCAUCUGCCAUCGACACCGAUUCUCCUCUAGUUAGUGAGGAAUAUAUGCUGGAAAAAGUUCUGAAGAAUGCUGCUAUGGAAGACAACACUGUGAUAUUAACAACUUUGAACGAAGCAUGGGCGGCCCCUAAUUCAGUCCUUGAUCUUUUCCUUGAGAGCUUUAGAAUCGGAUAUGGAACACGAAGACUUUUGAAUCACUUGGUGAUUAUCGCUUUUGAUCUAAAAGCAUUUGAACGUUGUUUGGUUGUUCAUAGGCACUGCUUUGCUCUUUUAACUGAUGGAGUGGAUUUUCAUCAUGAGGCAUACUUUAUGAGUGAUGAUUAUUUGAAGAUGAUGUGGCGAAGGAUUGAUUUCCUACGCACUGUUCUUGAGAUGGGCUUCAAUUUUGUCUUCACGGAUGCUGAUGUCAUGUGGUUCAGAAAUCCAUUUCCCCGAUUUUAUUCAGAUGCAGAUUUUCAGAUUGCCUGCGACCACUUUCUGGGGACAUCUGAUGAUCUACAAAACAGACCCAAUGGUGGGUUUAAGCAUGUAAAGUCCAAUAAUCGUUCAAUAGAGUUUUACAAAUUCUGGUACUCUUCGAGGGAAACUUAUCCUGGAUCUCAUGACCAGGACGUCCUAAACAAUAUCAAGUUUGAUCCUUCAGUUACCAAUAUUGGACUGAAGAUCAAAUUCUUGGAUACCUCUUAUUUUGGUGGACUAUGUGAACCUAGUGAUGAUUUUAAUGUAGUUUGUACAAUGCAUGCAAAUUGCUGCUAUGGUUUGGAUAGCAAACUUCAAGAUCUGAGAAUUAUGCUUCAGGAUUGGAAGAGUUAUUUAUCGUUACCUCCUACUUUGAAAAGAUCAGUGAUUUUGUCCUGGAGAGUCCCAAACAGUUGCAAUCUUGAUUCUCUCCCUCGUUAUGAUUCACCAAAUACGAGUCAACCAGAAGGGAAGAAAUGAUCAGACUGAUUUGUAUUUAAACACAAAAUUCAGAAUCAGGCAAGCAAAAGGGUAAGGUUUCUGCUAAUGGAGCAUCUCAAUGAUGACUUGCAUUUGUUUACUCUGCAUGUCACCUUAACUGCUUCUUUCCUUUGUUUCUUUCUUAAACAAUGGAAAUAUAAUCUGGGCCAAAAGGUUUAUUCCCACUCAAAGUUUACUCUUUUCCCAAGUUCUCACCCAUUAUCUUUCAAAAAUUCAAAUACCCACUUAUAAGCUGUUAAAGUUAACAAAAUUUGUAAGUUUUAAUGGUAAAAUUAUCAUUUGACCAAUGAUAUUUAAAAAAAAAAAAAACUUUAUCUUGUUUUCUCUCAUAAACCCUAAAAAUGAACAAUUUUCUCUAAACUUAGAUUUUGAAAAGUUACAUUUUUCCCUUAUUAGGUUUAAGGUUUCUCCAACAACAAACUCUCUCCCUUCUCCGGUGACUUCUCCCUCUAGCGAUGCACUCUCUCCCUUCUCCAACAACAAAUGUCUUUGUUUGAGAUGAAGACGUUGUCUCUUCUUCUCAAACAAAGACAUUCAUCAUUAGAGAAAUGAGAGAGUUUAUCGUCGGAAAAACUCUAAACCUAGCAAGGGGGAAAUGUAACUUUUUAAAAUCAUAUGCUUGAGGGAAAUUGUUAAUUUUUAAGAUUUAGGAGGAAAAAUGAAAUAAAAUUUAAAAAUUAACGGAUUUGAUUAAUUUUAACAACCCAUGUAUGUGUAUUUGAGUUUUUUAAAAAUAAUGGGUGGGAACUUGGAAAAAGAGUAAACUUUAGAUGGGAAUAAGUCCUUCGGCCUAUUAUCUGAAACUGUAAUAUUAAGGAAGGUGGUGAAUACACUAGUUGUGAUAUAUACUUUAUCUGAAAAACAAUUGUUUGAAUUUCUUUUGAGAAUAGUUGUACUGAUUUUCCUUUGUUUCAACCUUUUAGUGAAUUGGAUUGGUUCUAUGUUGCUUGGAAGGCAUUGGCUGAUACAAUAAAUUCAGAAAAUUGUAGGC
Mangifera indica (mango) is the source of this 2325-nucleotide messenger RNA. RefSeq lists its product as uncharacterized. Bases 171 to 1313 code for a protein of 380 amino acids. The transcript has 4 exons. The record is from RefSeq and is a predicted model, not a curated record. NCBI's taxonomy places the organism in Eukaryota, Viridiplantae, Streptophyta, Magnoliopsida, Sapindales, Anacardiaceae.